This is a messenger RNA of Carya illinoinensis, 847 nucleotides long. Its product is annotated as 16 kDa phloem protein 1-like. NCBI's taxonomy places the organism in Eukaryota, Viridiplantae, Streptophyta, Magnoliopsida, Fagales, Juglandaceae. The record is from RefSeq and is a predicted model, not a curated record. The transcript has 5 exons. Bases 279 to 674 code for a protein of 131 amino acids.
ACGUGCCGACUUUCAAAAUUGCCGUGCACUUUUUUAUAUUUCAGAGUCAAUUGGAUGGAAACCCAGAAGUUGCACAACCGGAGCGGUCUUUGUUCGUUCCCAUCCUCCACAUAAACCGUGCUCGAGUCAUGCUGAGACAUUUCUAGGAAUCUUAUUGAAAUCAGAGACAGAGACAGAGACAGAGAGAUGGCAAUUGGGACGAUGGAGGUGCUGCUGGUGAAUGCGAAAGGCCUUGGCGACACUGAUUUCUUAGUAUAUGAGUAUAUGUUGCAGGUCGCAUGGAUCCGUACGUUCUGAUACAAUUUAAAAGCCAAGAGCGCAAGAGCAGCGUGGCCAGAGGUGAAGGUGGAUCUCCGGCGUGGAAUGAGAAAUUUACAUUCAGGGUAGAGUAUCCAGGGGAAGGUGACCAAUACAAACUUAUUCUCAAGAUCAUGGAUAAGGACACGUUCUCUGCUGAUGACUUCAUUGGGCAAGCCACAAUCUACGUGAAGGAUUUAUUAGCAGUAGGAGUGGAGAAUGGAACUGCCGAAUUACAUCCUCGCAAGUAUAGCGUGGUUCGCACUGACCAAACUUAUUGUGGAGAGAUUGAAGUUGGUGUCACCUUCACCCCAAAGGUAGAAGAGAACUACAAUGAAGAGGAGUUUGGAGGAUGGAAGCAAAGCCACCACUACUAGUUCUCCCCUGAUCUUGCCACUCACACCAGUUUGGUUCACAUGGAAUUUUAACAUUGAAACUCUUUUUUAUCUGUCAAUAUGUAUUUUAUUAUUAGUUUCGUGCUACAUUUGAUCACUGAGAAUGGAUUUUCUUUUGAAAAAGAGCUUAGUAAAUUAUGUCAGUCUUAGCUUAA